Molecule: messenger RNA, 1740 nt
Organism: Mycosarcoma maydis (corn smut)
Lineage: Eukaryota; Fungi; Basidiomycota; Ustilaginomycetes; Ustilaginales
Product: putative eukaryotic translation initiation factor 3 subunit D
Exons: 1
Coding region: 1-1740 (579 amino acids)
Biological process (GO): translational initiation
Cellular component (GO): eukaryotic translation initiation factor 3 complex; cytoplasm
Molecular function (GO): translation initiation factor activity
Source: RefSeq, a predicted model, not a curated record
AUGGCGAGCUUCAAACUUCCCGAGCUCCAACCGGACAACGAUCUCUGGGGUCCCGCUUCGGGCUCCAACGCUCUCCCUGCUGAGCUCAAGGACAUCCCGUUUGCUCCUUAUGCUAAGAACGACAAAGUAGGCCGCAUCGCCGAUUGGAACAACGCCUCUGGUGCCUCAAACGAUGCUGCUAACGCCCGUGGUGGUCGACAGGGCCGUGCACGUGAUGUUCAGCAGAACUUUGGCACUUCGGCCGCCUCUUCUGCGUUUGCUUACUUCCAUGGUGAUGACGAAGCCUCGUUCUCGGUUGUCGACAAUACGCGCACCGUGGCUUCUCGACGCGGCGGCUUGGGCCAGAUGAGCCAGCGUGGCGGUCGUGGUGGUCGUGGUGGUGCUGGUGGUGCUGGUGCUGCCGGUGGUCGUGGCGCUUCCAAGUUCGGGGCUGGUGCAGGACGCGGUGCCCGCGGCGGUCGUGGUGGCGCUGCUGGUGCCCGUCGUGGCGGUGGACGAUUCGGUUGGAAGGAGUGGGACAAGCCUCAGCGUAUUCGCGAAGCCUCGGUCACCGUGGGUCAGGAUUGGGAGCAGGUCGAGGAGAUCGACUUUGUUCGUCUCGGUAAGCUUCGCCUGGAAGUCGAAGAGCCUCAAGACAUUUCGUCGUACGGUUCGCUGUUCGAGUACGACCGAUCGUACGACCGUGUCACUGUCAAGACAGCUCAAAGCCUGUCGUCGAUCGACCGCAUUCGAUACAACACUACUACUUCCGAGGACCCGGUGAUCCACGACAUCUCGGCCAAGGAAGAUGCUCAGAUCUACAUGACCGAUUCCAUCCUUGCGCUGCUCAUGUGCGCCACUCGUUCGGUCUACUCGUGGGAUGUUAUCAUCACCAAGACCGCCGACGGAAAGGUGUUUUUCGACAAACGUGACGGUGGAGCUUUCGACUACCUUACCGUCAACGAGAACGCCGCUGACCCGCCGAGUGAAGCUUCCGAGGGCAAGGAAAACGAAGCAGCUGCCAAAGCCAACGCGAUCAACACCCCCUCGGCUCUCAGUCUGGAAGCCACCUACAUCAACCAGAACUUUGCCUUCCAGGUCGUCAACGAGAAGAAUGUGUACAAGCUCGAGCACGAAAACCCGUUCUAUUCCUCGGACGAGACGGCUCCUUUAGCAUCGUGUGCGUAUCGAUACCGCAAGUUCAACCUGUCUUCGGAAGAGUCGGACCCUGUCGAGCUGGUUGUCCGUACCGAAGUCGACGCCUACACUGUGGGAGCGUCCAAGGAGAAGCAACUGAUCACCAUCAAGUCGCUCAACGAAUUCGACGCGCGUGCACAGGGGGCAGGUGGUGCGCUCGACUGGCGUCUCAAGCUCGACUCGCAGCGCGGUGCGGUUGUUGCCACCGAGAUGAAGAACAAUUCGUUCAAGCUUGCCCGAUUCGCCGUCCAGUCGCUGCUCGCUGGUGCAGACAGCAUGAAGCUGGGUUACAUUUCGCGUGCUAACCCCAAGGAUACCUCGCGCCACAUGAUCUUGGGCACCUCGUGGUUGAAGCCUAGGGAACUCGCCGCUCAGAUGGCCGUCAAUCUCAGCAACGGUUGGGGUAUCGUCCGCACCGUAGCUGAUUUGGCCCGAAAAGCCGAACAGGGCAAGUACGUCUUGCUCAAAGAUCCCAACAAGCAGACCAUCAGGAUGUACCGCGUCCCCGCCAACUUUGGCGAGGAGAACGACGAGAUCGUCGAAGAGGACGAGGCCGACGAGUAG